UGUUGGGGUGUUUAUUAUCUUGAUGCUGCUCCUUUUUCUCUAUAUUAAUAAGAAGUUCUGUUUUGAAAAUGUUGGCGGGUUUCCAGAUCUUGGUUCAGGAUACAACACAAGGAAGAAUUCACAAGACAAAAUGUGUAUAGAAUAAAAACCAAUAGUGUUUGAGGGGAAAAUAUUAUCUUGCUGCUGUUGUGAUAGCUAUGGAGUAGGAAAAAAAUGUCAUUACAUUUAAAGCAAGUGGUUUGAUUUGUUUUUGAAGAGUCUUUACAUCAACAUAUUUCUACCAAUGCUUUAUGAAUUUACAGAAAAAUUAAAAGGCACUGUAUGAAAUACUAAUUGAGCUAAGGAGUAGCAACAUUUAAGUAUUAAAUCCAAGUUCCAAAGUAGCUGAUAUUUUGAGAAGAGAAAAUUCUAUUGUUGUACCUUUUAGGAACAAGGAAUUAGAAAAUGGCAUUUUUCAAAAAUUUUCAACAGAAUCUGCGGGGAGUGUCCUCCCUGGUGGACACAAUCAGUAGUGCUGUAGAAGACUUGACCACUGCUGUUGGGGAGGUCAGCUAUGCUUUAACUGACUCAGUUGCUGAGCAGGUAACAAGUAUGAUAAAUGGCUUUCGCCCUGAAGAGGAAAUUUCAGCCACAGAAGAAACUGUGAAUACUUCUGAGUCAAAAAAUACCAUGUUACCAGAAGUCUCCAACAACACUGCUUGUCAGAAAACACGGUCCAAUUUAGAGCACAGAGCAAAGGAAAUAAAUUGUAAUAAUACUUUUGCUUCUCAAGAGCAAGGAAUGCAUGAAGAAAGAUCAUUUAAACACACUAAUGAUAGGCCACAGACUCUUUCAGAGUAUCAAGAAACUGGUAAUGGUAGUGAUUCUUCUUUGAAAGGCUACAUGAAAAACGAUGGGAUCUCAGUUAUGAAGCAGAAUACAAAAGCUGGAUCUACUUGUCAUGGACUUGAAAGUAUUGACAGAUGUAAAAAAAUUGGAUUAGGAAUCUCCGAUGAUGAUAAGAAUGAUUUAAGGGAGGUAAGAUAUCAAGAAAUGAAAGAAAAUGAGAAUACCACCAAUGGAAUAAGCAUACUGUAUGAAAAAAAGAAAUAUAUUGUUACAGAUAAUCAUAAAAGAGAAGAAUAUGCUAAAUUUCAAUAUGCGUUUUUGGGACGAGAUCAAGAGAAAAUUGGGCAUUUCAAUAAAAGUGAACAUCUUAUUGAUUUAGGGCAUUCUGAUCAUUCAGAGGAAGCUGAAAAACAUAUUAAAGGUAAAGAAUUCAAAGGGAAUGAAUGUUCUCCAAAAGAUAUUUUGACAAGCAAUAGACAGAAACCUACUAUGAAAGAAGAUAUGUAUCCAGCAUCAUCAACUAAUUCUAAAAAUAAGUUUUAUGGAAAAAUCAAUCAACAAAUAAACCUAACAAAAUACCACAAAAUGAAAGGAGACAUUAAAACAAAGAAAAAUGAAGCCAAUUCUUCCAAGAAAGGAACAGCAAAGAGUAAAGUUGAAAAAUAUUCUAAGAUAGUACCAGAAAAAGAUAAUUCCUACAUGGACAAAGAUGAGCAUGGUUCAUCCUCUGAAAGUGAAGAUGAAGCACUGGGUAAAUAUCAUGAGGCCUUAUCCAGAACACAUAAUUCUAGACUACAGUUGGUAGAUUCUAGACAAAAGAACUACGCUUGGGAAACAAGACAAAAAUAUAGUCCUUUAUCUGCAGAGUAUGAUGGAUAUAGUAGUGAAGCAUCAAUAGACGAAGGAAACUGCAUUCAGAGAAUGAGAAGAACACCGCCGCUGGAUGAAUUGCAACCACCACCAUAUCAGGAUGACAGUGGUUCUCCCCAUCUCUCAUGUACACCUUCAGAAAUUGGGGAUGGUAAAUGUGAAUUUUCCCACUGCAGCAACAGUCCACGAUGCUCAUAUAACAAGUGCUCAAGUGAAGGAAGCACAGGUCAUGAAAUAGAAAGUUUUCAUAAUAAAGGAUAUGAAGAAGAUGUUCCAAGUGACAGCACCGCAGUCCUGAGCCCUGAAGAUAUGUCAGCUCAAGGAUCGUCUUCACAGCUUCCUAAACCUUUUGAUCCUGAGCCAGAAGCUAAAUAUGGCACACUGGAUGUGACUUUUGACUAUGACUCACAAGAACAGAAGCUUUUGGUAACAGUGACAGCUGUCACAGACAUCCCAACAUAUAACAGGACAGGUGGCAACUCAUGGCAAGUACACCUUGUUCUUCUACCUAUAAAGAAACAGAGAGCAAAAACCAGCAUCCAGAGAGGACCAUGCCCUGUCUUCACAGAAACAUUCAAAUUUAAUCAUGUUGAAUCUGAGAUGAUUGGAAAUUAUGCAGUUCGGUUUAGACUUUAUGGUGUACAUCGCAUGAAAAAAGAAAAGAUUGUGGGGGAAAAGAUUUUUUAUUUAACAAAAUUGAAUCUUCAAGGGAAAAUGUCAUUACCUGUGAUACUGGAACCUUCUUACAAUCAUUCUGGUUGUGACUCCCAAGUGAGCAUGUCAGAAAUGUCCUGUAGUGAAAGUACAUCGUCUUGUCAAUCUCUUGAACAUGGUUCAGUUCCAGAAAUUCUCAUUGGCCUGCUUUAUAAUGCCACAACUGGAAGAUUAUCAGCAGAAGUGAUAAAAGGCAGCCAUUUCAAAAACUUGGCAGCGAACAGACCACCCAAUGGACUGUUCUGUUGUCUAAAACACUUGAUAGGUGGACAGGUUUAUAUAAUCCGAGAUACAUAUGUUAAGUUAACUCUACUGAAUUCCAUGGGUCAAGAGAUGUCCAAGUGCAAGACAUCCAUCCGCAGAGGGCAGCCAAAUCCAGUAUACAAGGAAACUUUUGUAUUUCAAGUGGCCCUAUUUCAACUUUCUGAUGUGACACUUAUACUAUCUGUGUAUAACAAACGCAGCAUGAAAAGAAAAGAAAUGAUAGGCUGGAUUUCUUUAGGUCUGAACAGCUCUGGAGAAGAGGAACUCAAUCACUGGACUGAAAUGAAGGAGUCGAAAGGACAGCAAGUAUGUAGAUGGCAUGCAUUACUAGAGUCGUGAUGAAGAGGAUGAACGAGCGGUCAGUCAAAGGCAGAAUUAUUUCUUAUUACAACACUGCUAUUUUUACCUGGUCACCAUGAGAAGAGCUAUCUUUGAAGAAUAAUAUUCAACUCUACCAAAAUUCUUUAGAUGCUUGGAAAGAUCAUCUAAUACUGACAUAAAUAAAGAAAAGAUGUGUUUCUCGUAGAGCUUAUCUGGAAACUGAGAAACUGACAUCAUUAUUGUUAAACUAACGGUCCUCCAGAGAUUUAAAAAUAUGCUUUUGAUUUGAAGUUACUUUUACUUUAGCAAAAGAGCCAGUAAUUUUAUGGAAGAUUAUAAGUGAUUUUUAAAAAUCAGAAUUUUAGUUGCAAUACUAUUUUAGUAUCACCCUACAUAUUAUCUAAAACAUUUUAAAUGGCCAGUCUUGGUGUUUAUAAUGUUAUUUAAUAUAAAAAAAAAUGUUCUCCAGCACUAUCACAAGUCAUAUUUAAUGGUGAAGGGUUUCAAUCACAUUUAAAAUUAUUUUGUCUCAGACAUGUUCUUUGUGCCCUUAGUUUCAUUGUGCCUCAGUUCUUCUCCAUAGCACUAAAUCUAAGUGCAAGCAAGUAUUCAUUUUCACAAAAGAAUUUUGAAGCUUUGUUGUUUUUCAAAAGUUUAUUUCUUUAUUUGCCUUUGCUUUUGCCUGAUCCAAAGAGACCAAGUCAUGUUCUGGUCCCUUGCAAGCCUUCUAGACAGGUUGUACUGUAGAACUAUGUAACUUUCUGUUGAAAGCACUUCCUGUAUUCUUGUAUUCCAAUGUAGGAAGCCAAUAGAACAGGACUUUAUUUUAGAAUUUCUUUCAGUGAUUGACUCUUUACAAUUGUAGUAAUGUGAAAAACUUUUUUUUUUACAAACUGAAAAAUAAGCUGAGCUGUUGGAAAUUGAAUGUGAUUCAAGUUAAAGAAAAAUUUAAUUGUCUGCUCUGAGUAUUUAGUAAGUAACACUGCAUAAGGCAGGUAGCAUUCAAAAUAAGAAACUCUUCUCUGUCACCCUCACUUCAGUUUAUAUGAUGAUGUAAAGACUAUCCUGUUCAGUUUGAUUCAGAACAUCAAGUUAAAAACAGUUCUGAGAUUCCUUAUGAAGUUUCUAGUGACUUGUGACUAGAUUUUAUGAAAUUUACAGAUAACGUUCUUCAACGUGAUGUCAUCUUGUGCCUUUCAUGUAAGUUCAAUUUGCUCAUACAGCUUGGAAGUUGUAUUUGCAAAAUUAGGCCUUCAAUUUUUUAUAAAUAUAAAGAUUCCUCAGAACAGUGUCACAAGAUCUUUAUUUCCUCUGACGUAUGUAAAAGUUAUACAAUGUACUAAUUUUUUUUUAAUGGCAAGGCACUUUUAUUUGUUGUUUUUAUAUUUAGGAAAUCUGAAUAAUCAAGAAUAUUAUAAGCUAUGUUCUUUUCAAUUUUGCUUCUUAUUUAACAUAUAAUUUAUGCAUAUACUUUAUUAAAUAGAGUAUGUUUUGUAUAUAUGAAAAAUAUUUUCUUUUUUUCUUUCUCAUUUUUAGUAAAGCUAGACAAAAGUGUACUAUUUACCAAUUACUAAAAAGCAGAAUAUCAUUAUUCCUAGUCCCCACUAAGUACAAUAUGUUAUUGUAAGCUAGAACUCAUUAUUACCAUAAUGAAACCAUGCAUAGAUAUUACUACUUCAGCUUGGCUGUACUGAAAAGCCUUAAAAGAGAUUUUUUAAAAACCCAUGAAUUCAUAUUUUUUAGUUUAAAAAAGGCAGCUCUAUGCUUUAAUACUUGUAAGUUAUAAGAAAAAAUGCAAAUGAGCAACAUGGGUUUUAAGAAUAUAUAUUACAGAGUUGCAUUAAAGAAAAAAUUCAUUCUUUGUUACAUCAGUGCACUUUUUUCCAGGAUUUUUUAAAUAAAUGAGUUACAGUUAGAACAUGAGUUGAAUGGCAAAAUACCUCAUUUAAGUAUUUUCAUCAACAAUGCAAGAAAUGUUUGAAGGGGGAUGUGGAUUUUACUGAGAAAUUAGAUUUAGGCAUUUGAUGCUACAGUUAUCUUUCCUGUCUUUGAAACAACUGUCUAUGUUGUUAACACCUAGUAUCUUUCUAAUAAAGAGAGUUGUCAGUCUUAUCUGUAGCUGUAACAAAGCUUAAUCAAACACAUUAAUAAGGCCAGUUUGGUGCUUUCACCUUUAGUAAGAAAAGGACAACUGUUAUUUGUUAAAUCUACCUUUCUUCAGACAGAAUUGUGUGUGUGAUCUGAUAUCUCUUUAGAGGCUUAUCUAGUAUAAGUAUCAAAUCUUAUGUAGCCCAAAAACUAAUCAACAUUUUUGUAAAUUUCAGGGAGGACCCUCCUCCACCCCAGCUGCCAAGUCCUCAAAGAUAAUAAGUUAUCUAUAUGUGUGUCCAUAUAUAUACACACAUGCCUACACUCACACACAACAUACAUAUGUACACAUAUAUGUAUUUAUAAUGGUGAAGGUGCCCUGGCUUUUUCAGACUACUGAAUAGAAAAAUAUUCCUCAAAUUUAUGGAUUGUUUUUCUCCUUUAUAUAAAUUACUCAGUCUUAUAUUUGGUUUUGAGGGCUAUUUGGUACCAUUCUCUGCCACACAUAGCAAAAUACACAUCUUUUCUUCUUGUGGCUUGACACAACCUAGAAUAAUUACUCCCCCAAAAUUGUCUAUUUUUUUCCAAAAAGGAUUAGAGUUCAAGAGAUGCACUUCACUCUGCUUCAUCUAACAUACAAGACAGUACUACUACUUUUUUUGUUCACUUGAAUUCACAUGAAAGCUUCAAGGCAAAAUUUUAUAUCUCAGUAAUUACAGCAAAUAGGUGCCCACUGGUGGGCAGCAGGUGUUGACUCAGAAACUUGAGAAAGACAGUCAACUUUCUUGUUGUUCUGCUAAAAUCCCCUAAGCUUCAUAAUUAAAUGAGCUAGUCCAAAUAUGAAUUUGACCAGCAUUUAUAGCAGCUCCUAAAAUCACACUAUCCCAAAGGAACUACAAAAUGUAGUAGUUUAUUAUUGCCCAGGAAACAAAGCAUAUUUCAAAUCAGUGAAGAAUUUGUUUAGUAUAAUAUCAUCUUCCCUUUCAGAAGCCUUAUUCUGUAAUCUGAGUUCCCAGUGCUGUUCAAUUUGCUUGAAAUCCACUUGUACAUUAUCUUAUCAUGUGUUCAGUGAAUUCUUGAUAGUAUAGUAUUGCCUGACAAAAAUAAUAUAUUAGACCACAAUUUAAGAAAAGAAAACCCAAUGAGAAGAUAUCUAAAGUAUCCUGAUUAAUAUACACAUGAUCUCCCAGUCUCUCAAGUGAAUUAAAAAUAUAGGUAGGCUAUUUAAAGUUUGAAUCUUAGAUGACAUAAAAACAGUAGUUGUGAGCACAUUUUUUUUUCCAUUUCAUUAUUCGGAUAUGAAUAGAAAUGAUACAAAUUUGUUUGCAUGAAAUUACCAUUUACUUAUAUAGAUGAGAUAAUUCAGAGAAACUUACAUUGAUAUUUAUAAUUCACAAGUUUUCUUAUUUUUUUUUCCGUUCACUGCCCCCAGUUCAUCUAUGACUUACAUUGGAAGUAGCCAUCAAUAUCAAUAUCCCUAUCACCAACCAUACUUAAUAUUGAGCACAAGGUUAAGCAUGCUGUAAAGCAUUUUCUUUUUUUCCCCACAUUUUUAUUGGUGCUUUAUAGUUGGUACAUACUGAUGGUAUUUGUGGUGACAUAUUUGUAUGUGUGUAUAAUACACAAUAUAAACAUAAUUUGACCAGUAUCACUCCCCAAAACUUCACCCCUCCCUCCAUGCCUUCCAUACCUUGGUCCCUUUCCUCUACUGAUCUUCCUUUGAUUUCCAUGAGAUCCACCCCCACCUUUCUUUUCCUUCAUCCUCUAAUUUCCACAUAUGAGAGAAAACAUAAGACACUUGACCUACCGAAUUUGACUUACUUCAAUUAACAUAAUGGUCUCUAGUUCCAUUUUCCUGCAAUUCCAUAAUUUCAUUUUUCCUUAUGAUUGAAUAAAACUCCAUUGUGUAUAUAUACCACAUUUUCUUUAUCCAUUCAUACAUUGAUAAUUGAUAGAUACCUAUGCUGGUUCCAUAGUUUGGCUAUUGUGAAUUGUGCUGCUAUAAACAUGAGUAAUCUAAAGUUAAUUUUUAAAACAUCAAUCUGUACCCUCCAAAAAGUGUAAUAAUGAUGAUGAUAACAGCUAUAAUCUACCAAAGCUCUAGAACAAUAAUUUACUAUUUUGUUUGAUUCUUUCAAAAUAUUAUGAGGUAGGUAUAUUAUUCAUAUUUUAAUCAGUGAAGAAAUUGCAGCAUAGAGAGGUUAAGCAGACUUUCCUAAGGUCAUCCAGUAAGUAAGCAGCAGAACUAGGAUUAGAACCAGAUGUACAUUACUCUAAACACCAUACUGUGCAUACUGCAGUUGCAUCCCUCUUUUCAGUUGCAUACAAAAAGUUAGAACAACAUUAGAUUUAUCAAUAAUCGUACCCACUUUAACUGAAGGCAGAACUAGUUGGUGGAAACAGCUCAGGAAAAAGAACAGACAAGACUAGAGGUUUACUUUUUCUUAGAACACAAUAGGGAAUUUUGUGUCAUGUUUUGUAGAUGAUUUUUAUUUUUAAAGAGUUGCUAUUAGAUUCUAAAAGUAUAUUAGUUUGUUCUGCUUUUUGGCCACACUUGGGAACCCAAGAUAUUUUAAUUGCAUCUGACCGUCUUUCUUAACCUGUGAAGUGAGUAGCUGUGUCUGAUAGUCCACAUCUUACUCAUCAGUGUUAAGGAGAAAGCUCGUUGCAGUUUGUGUUUCUUGUAUUGUUUUAUUAAGGUUUGAUAAGAAUUGUAGUUAGUUUUAUUCCAUGUCUCUCUCUCCCCCAAGUGGUAGUAAAUGCAUUGUCUUAUUAUCUUUAUAUGUGCCUUUGCUCAUAGUAGAUACACAAUAUUGAUGAACUAAGUUCUCUAUGGAAGAAAUCAAUAAUACUAUUAUGUAAGUCUCAUUUUGCACAAAUCUUGUGUUAUGCAUGGAUUUAUUUUUCCUUCAUUUAAUAUAUUUUUAUAAGAAUACCAAUUACGUGCAUGAGUUGUUCUAAGAACUACAGAUGCAGAGGUAGUAAAUUGGAUAGACAAAGUGAUUUCCCUCAGGGGGCUUAAAUUCUAAGGUAGGAAUAUGAGCACAGAAUAGUGUAAUUUCACUCUAAUAUGAUGAGAUAUCAAGAUAGGGAUGCAAAGAGCAUUGUAGUAUUUGGCAGAGGAAUAUAAUGUGGAAUUCAAAAAAAUCUUCCUGGAGAAGAUAAUACCUAAGUUGGGACUUAAUGAAUAUGGGUUAGAUUCCCAUCAAACUCUAAGGCAAAUUACAAAAUGGUAGUUUCCAAGAUGUAGUGUGUUUAAGAGUUAUCUCUAGAGCUUAACUUGUAUUCCCAAACUCUACCUCUGAGAUUCUGUUUCACUUGGUCUAGAGGUAAGCCUAAGAAUCUAGAUGUUAUUAUGUUCCUCAAGAAAUCUUGUCAAAUAUAUUGGUAUAGAAUAUUGAACUUAUUACAUAGAAUUAUUGAUAGUAACGUUUCAGUGCCUGUAGACUAAAUCUUUGUAAUAGUGAUAAAUAAGAGUGAUUAAGACUAAGGUUAAUGUUACUGAUUAAGACUUAAGGUUAGGACUGGGGUUGUAGCUUCGUGGUAGAGGGCUUGCCUAGCAUGUGUGAGGCACUGGGUGCAAUUCUCAGCACCACAUAAAAAUAAAUAAAUAAAAUAAAGAUACUGUGUCUAUCUACAACUAAAAAAAAUAUAUAUUUAAAAAGACUAAGGUUAAUGUUACUUGUACAUCCUUAAAAAGAAAUAUUUAAGGAAGAAAAUGAAAAGUAAUAAUUAUGAUGUCUAGUCCAUUCACAUUCAACAUGACUUUUUCAAAGUCUUCCUUGCUAUAAUUCAUAAAUUCUAUGAUGUUUGUUUUGUGAUUCCUAGAAAUUUAUUUAUUGUUAAAAUAUUUACCUCUAAACUGUCUUUGCAAUAAUUAGAUACAAGGCAAAGAAUCUUAGGAGGUUUUUAUCUAGUAUUCAUUCUCUGUCAGUAUUCUGAACAAGGUUGACCUGUAAGAAAUCCUAUAGGAACAGUGGUAGAUAGUGACAAUUUUGUGUUCUUGUUAUAGUAAGCCUUCUACUUUCUCUUACUUUCUCUUUGAUGGCUUCAUUGUCACCACACCUUCAGAUGAACCUCAGUCCUGGAUUCUUCACUAGGAACAGCAGUGUUUCUACUACUUAGGAUCUGAUCUUUAUUUCCUUGAUUGCUUUGUUCUUCCUUAGGGUCCUUGAUUUCAAAUAGCAAGUUAACACAGCAAACCUUAGGACUUCUGCUUCCCCUAAAAGUAAAUGCUAUGGAUAAGGCACAUCUGAGUUUCUGUUUUCCCUCAUUUCAAAGGUAACCACACUGCCUUCUCUUGUAAUAUUUUGUAUGAAUAUAUGUUACAUUUUGAAAGUUUUCUUUCCUCCCACAAAGAUCUGUGAUAAGCCCACCAAAAAAUGAAGUUACUUGAAUAUUUGAAAUAAUAUUAUUAUAGAAUUGGACUGCUUUGUGACUGCUGACAUAUCACUGUGUUGAAUCUGGUCAUAGUUCAAGCUUAAUAUAAUGUUAAGGUGGUAAAGUUUGAUAUACUGAAAUUAUUAGUUAAUUAUCAAAACUGGAUUUAAAAUCUUAUUUUUUCUCCUCCCUCUAUAUACUAGUAUGCAGUUUCCUUAAAUGUUUCCUCUUUCUCCUUCCCUGCCUUCCCUGCCACACACCUCUCAUUUCUAUACAUUCGCACUAAGUACCAAAGUUAGUCAAAGCUGAAUAGUACUUGUUGAAAAGGGAUGCCUUGACUUUUUUCAUUUGACCUCAUAGACUAGACAGUAGAGAGGACCAGACAGGCUUUCUCAAAGACUGUGGGAAGAACAAAGCAUAAUACCCUCCAUCAUAACAGGCUGGCUGCUGCUACUGUGAUAGUUAUCAUCAUCCUCAUACACUUAACCUUGAAUAGUAUGAUAUACCCUGAAACCAUGUUGUAGGAGCUGGGAGCAGAGAAGGAAACUAUUAAUCUAGCAAAAUUUUGGCAUAAUUUUAUUACAGAAUUUCAGCCUCUCAUUACAUAAAAUUUUGUAAUUAUGAGAAGAAAGUCACUGCUGUGCAAUAAUUGUGCAAGAUGUUUGACAUUAAUUCAUUGUCAGCUUGAUAGUCUAUAUCUUAAAUUAUCUUACUAUUUUAGGGCCCUUCUCAUGCUCUUCCUUAUUAUUCUGGUUAUUAGUAAACCUAAUUUGUACUAUCUGGUUUUUUAGUUUGUCCUUUAAAUAUUCAAGACUACUUUAAAAGAAAAAUCAUAACAGCUUUCUGUUUAUUCCUUUAGCAUGUGAUCUUUCACCUGCCAAUGUGUUUUAAAAUGAAUAUGCACUAGAUGACAUAUAACAGCCCAUUAUACAUUGAAAAAAUAUUUCAAAAUUAUAAUUUAUAAAUUGGAAAUUUUAUGUAUUUGUGCUUUUAGAUAUUGCCAAUGUGCUUAUUUUCAUAAGUCUAAGCAAUUAAUAUUAAAUACAUCUAUUUUAUUCAUUGAGAAAAUAUAAAUUUUCUCAUACCUCUAAGAUUUAUUGUUUCUCUUUGCUGUUCACAUCUAGUUGAACUGUGAACCUCAUAAGAAGUCUUUGUCAGUUUCCAAGCAUGUUCUCCUCUUCCAGCUGAUGUAGUUUUUAAUCAUGACCAAACCAUUCAUACUCUUAGGAGUAGGUCUUCGCAGUCAUUCCUCUUCAGAACCCCCAUUAAUGUUGCUGACAGUGAUACAUAAGCACCGUGGGAGAAAAGAACCCUGAGGUAUAAAGCAUUGGUAUCUCACAACCCUAACAGGAUGACACUUUCAAUACCUAAAUAUAAUUUCAGUGAGAAUGGAAUAGAAGCCAACUUUUUGGAAAUGGGGAAUUUUAGGUCCUUAUGUCAUAUUCUCCCCUUUUUGAUCUUCUCCCUGACCUGUCUAGCUUGCACAUUGUCUUUAUUUUAAGUUUUGUCAGACAGCUUUUAAAAAAUGUUUUUUUUUUUAAUUUCACAUGUUGCUUUAACCAGAAAAUUUCAAAAAAUUGAAAACUGAGAUAAAUACUUAAAAUUAUAGAAAAAAAUGGGGGGGGGGAGUUGCUUGUUUUUGUUUUGAGUUGUCUUUUUGGAUAAAUAUUGGGAAUAUUUACAGUAUUCUGUAAUUACAUCACCUGUGUUGUAUGAGGGACACCAGGAUAACUUUGGUACAUAAGUUGACUCUCAUCUAAGUAUGUUAGUGUAUUUGAACAAUUAUUUGAAGCACACCUAGAAAUUAGUGGUGGUACUUCCAAAAGCAUUUUGAUAUUGUAAGUGUUACUUUAAGUUUACCAACAGAAAAGUUCAGUAGUAUCUUGCAUUAUAAAAGUAAUUUAUCAUGAUUCUGCAUAAUUGUACUAACAUGUGCUUUGUUUUGUAGUGAAAAUAAUAUUGUGGCAACAAUUUUGAGGAAUCUUUUAAGCUGACAUAGAGGAGAUAGCCAAACUUUGGCUAGACUUUUCCUAGAAUUUUGAAAUAAGAAAGAAAAUAAAUAUUACUUUUCAGUUACUUUAGUCUUGAGGAAGAAUAGUUAUAUGAAUUUUAAGAGCUAAUAAAUGUUGGGAUCUAUUCUUUUUCUAAAACUCUUGGGUUUUAGAACUCAAUACUCUUGCAUUGUGCUUUAUUUCUCAAAAUAAUGUAAUUUUUAUGGAAAAACUCAAUUAAUGGAAUCUUUUAUUUGAUAUUCCUUAACCAGCCUACCAACCUUCCUUCCUUCCUUCCUAUUUCUUUUCUUUUUUUCUUUAGAGGCAAGAAGUUUCCUUAAUAGUAUAGUUUCUACAGAGCUUUCUUACUUAUUUUUCUAAUAAUGGAUAUUACAGUGAAAUGAAGUUUAAAUGCUCUAUGAGCAAAAUUCUGUUAAACAACCUGAAGAAAUACACUGCUGAUUAACAUUUCCUUUGGUCUUAACCUGUCUCUAAUACAUUUGUGAGUAACUCUAACCCAUUGAUGGACCUUACCGACAAGGGUCUGUAUGGUUAUCAACAGUGUUGUAUUAUUGUCACAUUAAUUUGCAUUUUUGUCAAAAUGGUUAAGUGUGUGAAGCAAUCUGUUUUCUAGAAUGGGCUUAUAUAUCUACUCAUUUUCACAUAAUUGAAAAUGUGCUACAUGUUGCAUUGUAUUCUCACAUCUACUUUUCUACUGUAUACACCGAUAGUCUCGGUGCCUUUGUCCUUUUGUAUAAUUGUAUUACAUAAAGAAACCACUGACCUCUGCAUAAACAAUGUAAAAAAAUGUUGAAAUUACUAUUCCAAGGAGAUUUUAAUGGCAGUUUAAUUUUCCAGAGAAUAAAUUUUUUGUGUGGGUUAAAAGUUA
Molecule: messenger RNA, 12345 nt
Organism: Marmota monax (woodchuck)
Lineage: Eukaryota; Metazoa; Chordata; Mammalia; Rodentia; Sciuridae
Gene: Syt14
Product: synaptotagmin 14
Exons: 8
Coding region: 445-3015 (856 amino acids)
Source: RefSeq, a predicted model, not a curated record